Cutaneotrichosporon cavernicola is the source of this 267-nucleotide messenger RNA. RefSeq lists its product as uncharacterized. NCBI's taxonomy places the organism in Eukaryota, Fungi, Basidiomycota, Tremellomycetes, Trichosporonales, Trichosporonaceae. The transcript is spliced from 4 exons. Gene Ontology annotation, molecular function: proton transmembrane transporter activity. Gene Ontology annotation, biological process: proton motive force-driven ATP synthesis. The record is from RefSeq and is a predicted model, not a curated record. The coding region runs from base 1 to 267 and encodes 88 amino acids.
AUGGCCUCCAACACCCAGAACGUCGUCCGUUACUCGGCGCUCCUCGCUGGCCUCGCGUACGGCUUCUUCCACAACCGGACCGUCCAGAAGGAGGGUGCUGAGGCUGCGGUCGCACACGCCCAGGCCCGCCGGGAACAACUCAUCGCGGACGCCAAGAAGGCGUGGAUCGCGAAGAAGAACACGCCCAAGAGCGACCUCAUCACCGACCCCGAGGACCCCAAGUUCGACCUCGAGAAGGUUAUGAUGUCGUGGGACAAGAGCGCAUAA